Molecule: messenger RNA, 4585 nt
Organism: Marasmius oreades (fairy-ring Marasmius)
Lineage: Eukaryota; Fungi; Basidiomycota; Agaricomycetes; Agaricales; Marasmiaceae
Exons: 23
Coding region: 881-4216 (1111 amino acids)
Biological process (GO): protein autophosphorylation; phosphorelay signal transduction system
Molecular function (GO): phosphorelay sensor kinase activity; histidine phosphotransfer kinase activity
Source: RefSeq, a predicted model, not a curated record
CCUCACGGCAACAUGCCAAGUUACAGUGCACUCGUCAUACCUCUUUUUUACUUGUUUCCCUCGAUAUCAGUACAUUUCAAGUACAGAUGGGUCUAUGCUAGUAGCUAGCAAACCGUCAGUUGUAUGUCCAAGACCAUAGGGAGUACGACGUAUUUUUUCGCAGGUUUUUUUCGGGACUAUAGGUCUUGAGAGCUCCAGUCGCGGAAACAGUUGAUAGUGGUUAGCCUCGCCGCCGUGGCAUCAACCGCGUAGCAUUCUCCGGCAGUGAUCCUGAUUCAUACGGAAGUCUUUCAGUGUUGGCAUACUCUCCACGACCACCCAACUGACACUGAGCUGUCGACUCAGUUCUACCACUACACGGGUUAAAACGACGAACGCCAGGUACCACCACUCGCAUUUAGCACUUCAAGCUUCAAGUCUCCGUGACUCUGGUCUGGUCCAAGCUGACUUUCAAUGUCUGACACUUUCCCGCUUUCAAGGCAUCGGCGAAGUGCACUUAAUCUUUUAAUUUAUGUUCAGCCCUGAAUACCAUUCAACUGUUCGAGAAGUGCUUUACCGACCCCGGUACUUAUGGUUUGUCGCACCCGAAAAUUUUGGUUUCCUUCACUCGCAAUAAUGAUACUCCGAGUACGUGUAUUCAUGAUCUAGUUAAGUAUUAUUGGGGGUUUAUGUCCUUUGUUAAGUAUGAUCUACCUGUGUGCGAUAAUUAUCGGAAAUACUCAGAUGACAAUGGAAUGUUCCUGGCCGUGAUCGUAUCCCCGACAGUAGGCAGAAAAAUAGCGAUGACAUGCACUAAUGUGUGACGAUCCCUUCUUCUCUUUCUCACUGUCACUCUCACGGCUUAGGCCCAUCACUGCCAGCGACCCUUUGGGGUCUUCAAAUGCGUCCUUUGUUGGCAGGGUCUUCGUCCGACACUUCCACCACCAAAUGGCACCAGUUUUCGGACACAUUCCCCCACAUCGACGCACAUAGAACAACCCUUAUGGAAUCUCUCCCACCUCCAGCAGUUUCACAGUCCUCAACUUAUUCACGAAACUAUUCGACCAGGCUCAAGUCAAUGUGGUUCGGUUUUACAAGGCGACUGCGUGCAGAUGUGCCUCUUUCGUCUUCAAACCCUGACCAUGAAGAGCAAGGUAGAUGUGAAGAUCUUGAAGAGGAGUGGAAAGAGACAACAGAGAAUGGCAGGACAGAGAGGGUCGUUGUCGAACAGUCUUGGGCUACUGGGCGAAGCGGAAAGCAAUUCAACAGCAGCGAGAGCUCUGACCCCGAUCUGGUCACCGAAGUGAAGUCAGGGGCGACGCCUCCAGUCCUCCUUGUUGUUCAGGAUAAGGAGAGCGCCGUUACACGGCAUGGCUUCUGGACUCGUUCGAAUUUUCUGGUGCGGAUAAGAUAUCGGAUAUGGCCAGUUAUAGCGGAAUUCUUUUUUCCAAGACCUUUCGAAGGCCAUGCGGAAGAACAGUUUAGAAACGAGGAUUGGCAGUCGAAGAAAAAACUCGCAUUGAUUGCCUCUCUCUGGUUCUUACUGAGCUGGGGCUUGGGAUUGUGGUUGGUUCCCCGACCUUUUACCCUGUUGGAUAAAAUUUUCUAUUACGGACUGGGCCCUGCAUUCAGCUUUCCCGUCCCCUUCAUGGUCAUGUAUGACUGGCCCAAAGCUCGAAACGGCAUAUUCUUCUAUCAGUGUUACUUGGGCCUAACAGUUUGGAUAUGGGCACUUCAGAUAAUCCUCGUUAUGUAUGCCUGUGGGAUAUAUAGUACCAGUCACCAAUUGUUUAGUUGCCCAUCGUCCAGAGACUUCAUCGGAACGUUUUAUUAUACCACCGCUCCUCCGACUAUUGGGCUUUUUGCAAUGAAGAUGAACAGAUUAACUGCCACAGCAGGCGCGACCUGUUUUCUCGUGAUAUCUUGUGCUCUAAUAGUACCGGAUCGCAACACGUGGAUCCGAUCGAUGGUCAAUUUUGGUGUCUUUCAUGCAGUUCUUCUCUACGUCCAUAACGCCAUCGAAACGAACGAGCGUCGGAUGUUUUCCCUCCGGGUUCAGGUCAAGAUGCAAUUUAAGGCAACACAGCGAGCUCAGGUCAAUGAACGUAAAACGGCAGAAUCAAAAUAUCGUUUAACAUCAUAUGUGUUUCACGAGGUUCGAGUGCCACUCAAUGCUGCUUUGCUCGCAGUCCAGAACAUAGAAGCGUCCGGUACAGUUUCGAAGGAGGUUGAUAUCGAGUUCGAUGCUCUUGUGGGAAGCUUAAGGAUGAUGUCACAAGUGCUUAAUGAUGUGCUCGACUUUAAUAAAAUGGACGGUGGCCAAUUCGAGCUGGUCAAUAGGCCAUACGUGUUUCAUCAGGCGAUGAGGUCCAUGUUCAUCCCACUACGCAUGACUACGGCAGCGAAGAGGCUGAAAUUUGUCGCCAAUUUAGAUCCUAACAUCGACACAGUUGCACGACGCGCCGCGUAUCAAGCCAUGGGAGAAGAGGAGGACGCCAUCGCCCGACAUUUACUAGAACACCCUGACGUCGACGGAGUGGUGAUAGGCGACGAAGCGAGGUUCCGGCAGAUUGUCACGAACUUGGCGAGUAAUGCGUGCAAAUUCACGUCCGAAGGAGGAACAGUUUCAAUAUCGACACGCUUGAUUCUACCUUCCAUAGGUCCCGAUGGGUUACCCAUUCACGAUGAUAGUAAGGACACGAUGGCCGCUCAGCUUUCGGCAUCCAGACUUGUUCAACACAAUAUAAAUCAUGCGAAGGAUAGGACGAGUCCUCCGCCGACUAUUCUUGUAAGAAUUGAGGUCUCGGAUACUGGGUGUGGAAUAGAACAGUCGGAGCUGACUCGUGGGAAGCUAUUUUCCGCCUUCAACCAGACUGAGAAAGGGAGACAACAGGGAGGGAAAGGUACUGGGCUUGGUUUGGCCUUGGUGAGGAAUAUUGUCAAGCUCAGUGGCGGUCGACUGGGUGUUUGUUCUCAGGCGGGAAAAGGAUCAACAUUCUGGGUGGAGCUUCCGUUAGGUGUAGGCAGACAAGCCUUAAUACCUUCAGGAUCCAACGUUGACUCGGUGAGUGAGCCGGGGUCUAUGGGGUCUGAUUUGGUCAAAAUUCGGACAGCGGCAAUACAUAACGAGUCACCGCCGGCAUUGAGCCAUAAUACCUUAACGAUGGCUGUUGAUGCUGCUGCCCUUAGCGCUUCGGAAUUGUCGUCGAUGGCAAAGCCUAGUUCAGUGACUCACAGUACCCUGAUGGAGCAAGGUGGAAGCAUUGAUUUGGUCUUGCGCCGCCAGGAAUCUUUGUCGUCCGGGACCAUGUCUUUGAUGAAAGAAAGGUCUGGAUCUUCUUCAGGGAGCCCACUACCCACCCCCGCCACCGAAAAAUCUGCCGCCUCGUCUAGACUUAUGGAUUCGAUGUCGGUAUCCGACUCGCCUGCGCAUACAAUCUGCGAGUUGGACAACCUGGCGAAGAGCGCAUCUUCACGGAACGGUGACUCUGAUGUCAAGCAUGUAUCUGACCCUUCCUGCCCUUUGCAAACUCUCCCAGCAGUUAACCAUACUGGACGACCGAAUUACAUUCCGCUUCCUCAUGGUUACCAUAGCAUUGAAGCUUCCCUUUCUUCCUCCUCUCUGGGCGGUACUGCACACUCUUCCAUGUUGCAUUUUGACAGAGCCUUCGAUCGUACAAGUUCAUCAACAACACCCCCCUCAAUCGAGUUCGACCCUGGUCUGCCCGUUCUCGUUGUUGACGAUGACAAAGUGACGAGAAUGAUGAUGGCGCGAAUGUUGACCAGACUCGGUUGCCAUGUCUCCGUUGCGGAGAAUGGGGAAGUUGCUCUAAAGACGAUUUUAGAUGCACAGUUCACACCGUCUCUCAUGAAAUCGAUUUUUUUUGAGAAUCAGUCGGGUGUAUUUUACGAGACUGGCGAUGAGACGAGUCAGCCACCAGAGUCGCCUGUUGUCGAUAACGGACCGCUGGCCAAAUUUGCGGUCGUUUUUUUGGAUAAUCAGAUGCCCCUGUUGUCUGGGAUACGGACGGUGGAGAUUUUGCGAAAGAUGGGACGGAAGGACUAUGUCAUAGGGUUGACGGGUAAUGCGUUACUACCUGAUCAAGAGGAGUAUCUGAAAGCUGGGGUGGACGCCGUACUCACCAAACCUGUCCUCGAACCUUCGAUUAAAAACAUCCUGAAACAGGCCGAUCUACGUCGGAAACGACAUAGUCGUCCCAGUCCCGCGGCUUCAUGACAAUAACUUUGUCCUUCGCGCUACAUACAUGAUUUUAGCUUGCAUCUUCAAUACAUGUUCCAUGAUUUUCCGAGCAGUCGCAUUGAUUUUUUCAGAUUCCUCUUACAAGUUCAUUUGUACUUCUUACUAUUGCAUAUGUCGGGAUACGUGUACCUUCGGGCGUCAGGUUUUCUUUUUUGAUCUGUUAUCAAUUUCGCAUUGUACUCUUGGUUUUUGGUCGAGGGCUUCUGGUACAUUCACGAUGGGGUUAAAGGUCGAAACAUACUCAGUAACUUAGGCAUGUUUAAUCCCACACUACACUUGUUUGAAUGUUGUCGACUGGUAUUCGAAUCUUGGGAUAUCACGAAUGAUGAGAAUCUGAAGUUUACU